AUGCAUCUGUCCUCGGAGUCCUGGUACUGUCAGAUAUGUUCCUCCGUCCGUCCCCUGCCACCGACCUACGACCAGAGUUCUCGCGAUAAUCUCCAUGAACAUCGUCUGAUCUGUGACAGGUGUGGGUUGAGCCGCGAGGAAGCAGCUCGUGCGUGCAGAACAAGCCAAACACCUUCGAUUUACGCUUGUCACAACUGCGCCCACUACGCUUCGGAUUCCAUCCAUCACUUCACCACAGCACAUCCGCAAAAUCGCUGCAACUCCAACAAUGAUGCCAACGAGAAGUGGGAAGACAAGUCUGAGCACAAGUCAUUGCCGGCAUGUACUCUUUGCGGUAUUGUAUUUCUAGCCACCAGCUUCCUCAACGAGCACAGCGCCGCCGUUCACCCGAAGCUGCGAUGCGAUGCCUGCAGCCAGCAGUUUGGGUCGGCCAAACUACUGGAACAACACUUCCAGGAAUCUACAGACCAUCCGUCUUGUAUGCUAUGCAAUGUCGGACCUCUUGACCACAAGAGGCUUCUCGAGCACUACAUCUCCACCCAUACUCCCCUAUCUCGAGAAAGCAGGGACGAAGGCGCAAUUCAUGCGCCGGUUCCGGGAAAGUGGGCGUCAUCCGUGCAUUCCUGCCCGAUUUCCCCGGUUGCACAGUCAAUGAGCUCCUUCAGUAUCUCGCCAUCUCCUCAGUCGUCCUUGGACGAUUCUCCUGCACCGCUUUGUCUCCCAAUCCCCCCAGUUCGGACUCUAGCUCCCUCGAGGGAGCCGUCGUCCGAGUGUGACGCAAACUCACUGACGAGGCGCAGCAUCUCGCCCAUCAUCGUUGCGCACACAGCGUCAACAGUGGGGCACAGGAGCAGGAGUGGGUGCAGGAGCAAGAGCCCUUCGAUCAUAUUCGCGCGAAGAAAAUGUUGCAACAGAUCACCGUCAUGCUGGUUUCGCGAUGAUCAAAUAAUUCAUAUUCCUCCCUCUCGCGAGCUCACUGGCAGUGUGGGUACGCCACUGCCAACUUAUUGCACCGUACCUGGAAGGCGAUCGCCGCCAUCCUCUACUUCGACAAACACAAAUUCUUUCACGUCGCCACCAGCGUUCCAGCGUACCCGUGGAAGGCAACCACAAUGGGGUGCUGUGGAACCGGACUGCGUAGGAUUGACGUGCGCACGCGCCAGCCCGAUACGCUGUGUCAGAGAUCCAGUUGAACCUCUGCAAGUGCUUUCCCGACUUCGGUCUCCAAGUGCACAUUCCGACGAAAACUCUUAUGAAUAUAUGGUUGCGGAUGUACUAGUGCAACCCUCUGAAGGCUGUGCCUCUACUCGAUCCUCGUCUUGGGACAGUGAUCCUGGUCUACGCCCGAUCAUAAUUCGUCCACCCCUCUCGCCAGCUUAUAGCGGGAGAGUCCUGAUCAACGACAGCGUUGCACAACGUAAGGCAGGUGACUACACUGUCGGCCCAUCUUGGCAUUGCGGAAUAUGUGGAAAAGCUACAUGCGAAGAGCCGACUUCCACGAUGUGUGGCCAUAUAUUCUGCAAGAGGUGCAUCAUUCAGGAGCUUGCAGAGAACCUCCGAUGUCCUGUAUGCGAGAAAGCUGUACUGUUGAAGAUGGAUGUGGUGAAUACGUGA
Messenger RNA from Sparassis crispa, 1614 nucleotides. RefSeq lists its product as hypothetical. Bases 1 to 1614 code for a protein of 537 amino acids. NCBI's taxonomy places the organism in Eukaryota, Fungi, Basidiomycota, Agaricomycetes, Polyporales, Sparassidaceae. The record is from RefSeq and is a predicted model, not a curated record. The transcript is spliced from 10 exons.